Messenger RNA from Gossypium raimondii (Peruvian cotton), 1784 nucleotides. Its product is annotated as glycine-rich cell wall structural protein. The transcript has 5 exons. The coding region runs from base 156 to 1784 and encodes 542 amino acids. The record is from RefSeq and is a predicted model, not a curated record. Lineage: Eukaryota; Viridiplantae; Streptophyta; Magnoliopsida; Malvales; Malvaceae.
GGGAUUUAUAUUAUUAAUUUCAAGUUUUUUUUUUAUUUGAUUCGUGACGCCUAUAAAUAGAAAGCUUUGCCUUAACUUUUUUCUCAAUCAACUAAGCUUGUUUUCAGUAGACUUUAAGAUUUGCAUUGAGCUUUUUGCGUAAGUGAGGUUUGAGUAUGGGAAGUUGCAGGGUUAUUGGUGCUUUAUUCUUGGUUUUGCUCCUUGUGGAUUUAGCUUUUGCUGCUAGGUCAUUUAAGGCUGUAGGAAAGGGAGGUGGUGCUGGAGGAGGAGGAGGAGGAGGAAGUGGUGGAGGUGGUGCCAAUGGUUUAGGCUCAGGUUCUGGAUAUGGUUCAGGGUAUGGUUCCGGAAGUGGCUCAGGAUAUGGUUCGGGAGCUUAUGGUAGUGGAGGAGGUGGAGGGGGUGGUGGGGGCGGAGGUGGAGGUGGUGGCAGCUCUGGAUCUGGUAGUGGGUCUGGGUAUGGGUCAGGAUCUGGAUCAGGGUAUGGGUCUGGUGGUGGGAUAGGAGGUGGUGGUGGUGGUGGUGGCGGUGGAGGCUCAGGAUAUGGGUCCGGAUCCGGAUACGGAAGUGGUGGCGGUAGAGGUGGAGGAGGAGGAGGAGGUGGUGGCGGUGGAGGUGGAGGUGGUGGAGGCAAUGGUUCAGGUUAUGGAAGUGGUUCAGGAUAUGGAAGUGGGUCAGGUUAUGGUAGUAGUGGAGAUGAUGAUUACUCACCAGAACAGGGAUGUUUGAAUAUGGGAAGUUCAAGGGUUAUUGGUGCUGCAUUCCUGGCUUUACUCCUUGUAGAUCUAGCUUUUGCUGCUAGGCUAGGAAAGGGAGGUGGUGGGGGUGGGGGUGGGGGUGGAGGAGGCGGCGGCUCUGGAUCAGGCAGUGGCUCUGGGUAUGGGUCAGGAUCUGGAUCAGGGCAUGGGUCUGGUGGUGGGAUAGGAAGUGGUGGAGGAGGUGGUGGUGGCAGCGGAGGUGGUGGUGGUGGAGGUGGUGGCAACGGAGGUGGGUCGGGAUAUGGGUCUGGAUCUGGAUAUGGAAGUGGGUCUGGAUAUGGAAGUGGAGGUGGUAGAGGUAGAGGUGGAGGAGGAGGUGGUGGCAGUGGAGGUGGUGGUGGCGGAGGUGGUGGUCAUGGAGGAGGGUCAGGAUAUGGAUCAGGGUCCGGAUACGGAAGUGGGAGUGGGAGUGGAAGUGGAAGCGGUAGAGGUGGAGGAGGAGGUGGUGGCAGUGGAGGUGGAGGAGGCGGAGGUGGAGGUGAAGGCAAUGGUUCGGGCUAUGGAAGUGGGUCUGGGUAUGGUUCAGGGUAUGGAAGUGGUGGAGGAGGUGGUGGUGGCAGUGGAGGUGGCGGUGGUGGAGGUGGUGACAACGGAGGUGGGUCGGGAUAUGGGUCUGGAUCUGGAUAUGGAAGUGGGUCUGGAUCUGGAAGUGGAGGUGGUAGUGGUAGAGGUGGAGGAGGAGGUGGUGGCAGUGGAGGUGGCGGUGGCGGAGGUGGUGGUCAUGGAGGAGGGUCAGGAUAUGGAUCCGGGUCCGGAUACGGAAGUGGGAAUGGAAGUGGAGGUGGUAGAGGUGGAGGAGGAGGUGGUGGCAGUGGAGGUGGCGGUGGCGGAGGUGGUGGUCAUGGAGGAGGGUCAGGAUAUGGAUCCGGGUCCGGAUACGGAAGUGGGAGUGGAAGUGGAGGUGGUAGAGGUGGAGGAAGAGGUGGUGGUAGUGGAGGUGGAGGAGGCGGAGGUGGAGGUGAAGGCAAUGGUUCGGGCUAUGGAAGUGGAUCUGGGUAUGGUUCAGGGUAUGGUAAAGGUGGAGGAUGA